CAAAAAGAAAAAAACGAGCCAAAUAAGCAACUAGGGUUUAUCAAAACCGAAAACGAAAAUCCCUCCAUUUCUUUUAUCUACCACUCAACCGCCGGAGAAUAAUAACAUUCCCACAAUGUCCGUCGACGAUUCCACGCCGCAGGUGGACAAAAUCUCCCUAAGUGACGGCGUUGAGGAGGCUCAAUUCUCCCAACGCGUUCCUGUCCGUUCAAUUCUUGGCCGUCCUGACGGUGGAGCUGGACUCGCCGGAAAAGUUGUGAAAAUUGGGGGUUGGGUUAAAACCGGUAGAGAACAGGGAAAGGGUUCUUUUGCCUUCCUGGAAGUGAAUGAUGGAUCAUGCCCUGCAAAUCUACAGGUAAUUGUGGAUAGUGCUGUGUAUAAACUUGGAGAUUUGGUACCUACUGGCACUUGUGUCCACGUAGAAGGUGAGCUGAAGUUACCUCCUGAAGGUGCAAAGCAAAAAGUUGAGCUUCGUGUCCAGAAGGUUCUGUCCGUUGGUACCGUUGAUGCUGGCAAGUAUCCAUUGCCCAAGACUAAAUUAACUCUUGAGUUUCUUAGAGAUGUUGUUCAUCUGCGGCCUCGAACUAAUACUGUAAUGAUCUUUCUCACUCUUUCUCUUUUGUUUCUUGAUUUAUAUUUCUCCAUCUGUCCCAUUUUAGGUUAUGUUGUUGGACUGGGCAUGAAUUUUAUGAAAAUACUUUUGAAAUUUGUGAUCUAAAACUUGUGGUCUAAA
Nicotiana attenuata is the source of this 733-nucleotide messenger RNA. RefSeq names its product asparagine--tRNA ligase, cytoplasmic 1-like. Gene Ontology annotation, molecular function: asparagine-tRNA ligase activity; nucleic acid binding. Gene Ontology annotation, cellular component: mitochondrion. Lineage: Eukaryota; Viridiplantae; Streptophyta; Magnoliopsida; Solanales; Solanaceae. Gene Ontology annotation, biological process: asparaginyl-tRNA aminoacylation. The transcript has a single exon. The coding region runs from base 116 to 718 and encodes 200 amino acids. The record is from RefSeq and is a predicted model, not a curated record.